AUGAGGCUGGGUCGUGGUCCACAAGAUAUCCACAAUGUACAGGUAGAGGAAUUUGCUGACUGGCUGCUUCAAAUAGCUAACGGGUUAUUCAGAGACAGUAGUGAUGGCAAAUCAGUGAUUAGAAUACCAGACAACUUGCUAUUGGAUAUUGAGUUUCUGGUUCUCCACGAUUUGGUGUUGUAUAUUUAUCCUAACAUUUUACUCCGUACUUCUAGCAUGGAUUAUUUUAAGGACAGGAGUAUAUUGUCACCAACACUUGAUGUUAUGACUGAAGUUAAUAAUCAUGUGAUGUCUUUGAUCCCUAGCAAUGAAAAGGUUUACUUGAGCUCUGACACGCUGCUUAAUGAAGAUGGUCACUUAGAAUCUGAAUUAUACACAAUGAGUACAGAGUCGUUGAAUGCGUUGAAUUGUUCUGGAAUUCCUCAACACAGGUUAGUUCUUAAAAUUGGUGUUCUUGUCAUGCUUAUUCGCAAUAUUGACCAAUCUAAUGGACUAUGCCAUGGUCAUAAUAUUGGUGAAGUUGUCUUUAUUCCCAAGAUGAAUAUGGUCCCUAAUAAUGAAACAUUACCGAUCAGGUUUACCCGGAGACAGUUUCCGAUUAUGCUUUGCUUUGCAAUGACCAUAAACAAGUCCCAGGGACAAACACCGUCAACUGUUGGCGUGUAUCUUUCAAGACCUAUUUUCACUCAUGGUCAGCUUUAUGUUGCACUCUCUCGGGUCAACAGUUAUUCUGGUCUAAAGAUAUUAUUUGUUAGCUCUAAUGGCAUAGUCUCAAAUCAUACUAUUAAUGUUGUCUACAGAAAGGUUUUUGUCAACUUACUACAAUCCAUUCCGCCUUGA
Molecule: messenger RNA, 840 nt
Organism: Arachis duranensis
Lineage: Eukaryota; Viridiplantae; Streptophyta; Magnoliopsida; Fabales; Fabaceae
Exons: 2
Coding region: 1-840 (279 amino acids)
Source: RefSeq, a predicted model, not a curated record